Candidula unifasciata is the source of this 855-nucleotide messenger RNA. The record is from the annotation of a GenBank genome assembly. Lineage: Eukaryota; Metazoa; Mollusca; Gastropoda; Stylommatophora; Geomitridae.
AUGGCUCAGUCCAUUCUCAAAAGUCCCAAGGUGUUAGAUUUCUGCAUUGAUUUCUUUAUUUCAUCACGACUAAUUCCCGAGGCAAUCCUCGAUACGAAAAUAAAUGGAGAUAUUGUGUUAGCCUCUCUCCGCGAUCAGCCCAACUGGAAAUUUAUCGUGAAAACAUUCACCUUGAUCAGACAGGAUAGACUUGAAAGAAACUUAGAUGUCUUCUAUCGUGAGGUCCAGUUCAUGCAGUCACUGGACCAUCCAUAUCUGGCAAAGUGCAUAUAUGCGGCUACAUGUCCGAUAUAUUUAUCCAUAUGUAUGAAGUAUUACACUAGAGGCACUCUAGCGCGCUGUCUUGGCCCCAUGGGGGUGGACAUGUCGGAACUAUGUGUCAUCCAAGUGGCGUGUGCACUUCGCUAUCUACACAAGAACAACCUGGUUCACUUCGAUGUAAAACUGGACAAUAUAUUCCUAGAUGAAGAAUAUAACGCUAUCCUUGGAGACUUCGGCCUUGCAGUGGAGAUGGAACCUCAUGAAAAGACACUGGCCAGACGUUACAUAGGAGGUACGACUGGAUACUUGGCGCCGGAAUGCGUAGCAGCGUCGCCUGAUGUACAGCUGGAUCCCUACAAAAUCGACUCCUACAGUCUUGGAGUUGUGCUCUGGUGCAUGGUAUUUGAACGCGAGGCUGAUGAGAAAAUCGACUACUAUUUCGAGACCAGGAAACAACGAGAUCUGCUGCCAAAUAUCAGGGACAUGUUGCUGAGACUUCUACAGCCGGACCCAGCAAAAAGAGUCACAGCUGAAGAUUUCCUUCGCAGGGUGCGCCGGGACAGUGUCUACAGAUCGGUUAUAGACAGCAACUAG